Molecule: messenger RNA, 3126 nt
Organism: Formica exsecta
Lineage: Eukaryota; Metazoa; Arthropoda; Insecta; Hymenoptera; Formicidae
Gene: aop
Product: ets DNA-binding protein pokkuri
Exons: 5
Coding region: 130-1566 (478 amino acids)
Biological process (GO): cell differentiation; regulation of transcription by RNA polymerase II
Cellular component (GO): nucleus
Molecular function (GO): sequence-specific DNA binding; DNA-binding transcription factor activity, RNA polymerase II-specific
Source: RefSeq, a predicted model, not a curated record
GUAAUCUCUCACAGCCUGCGUCCGGACCUUUGGCAAAGGAUUUUAUCGACGAGACGUGUCGCGGUCGACAGCGGGACGGAGCGAAGCAGAGACAGCGAUCCAAGAAGCCGCCGGUAGUGAGGGCGUGUUAUGAAAUUAUUGUCAUCAAUUCAGCUAUCGCCGGUAGCUUCCGCCGCAGGCGGAAUGACCGGAAUGGAUUCCCGGCUGCCACCGGGUAGAUCGUUGCCUUUCAAUCCGGAUCUAUUCUGGCGGGCUCAUUGUCAGUAUGGGUUCUCGCUAAAUUUUCCGCCUACGACGCACCCGCCGCCCAGUCCCUUCCUAGAUUUCAAGACUCAUUUACCAACGAGUCUAGUGUCCGAUCCUAGACUGUGGUCGCGGGAAGACGUAGCGGCGUUUCUGCGAUGGGCCGAGCAGGAAUUCGACCUGCCGCCAUUCGACAUGGAUGUGUUCCAGAUGAAUGGCAAGGCGCUGUGCCUGUUGACGAAGGCCGAUAUGGGCGAGAGGUGUCCAAGCGCCGGUGACGUGCUGCACAACGUGCUUAGCAUGCUGGUGCGCGACUACAGCCAGUUGCAGAGGUGUCUGCCAAGCAGCCCGGUGACACCGACCAGGCCGUCCGCGUAUCCGCUGAGUCCGCUUUCGCACCCGCCCACACCCACAUGGACGGAGACGACGCCAUACGCUCAGAAUAUUGCCUCUCUGAUGUCAGCUAACUCGGUGACGUUGUCGCCGGCGCCGUCCGUGGACAGUCAAUCGGGCUCGCCCAGCCACGCGACCGACGCGAAUCAGACGCAGAUCUACAAGAGCGACUCGGACGAGGACAACAAUCACCAGGUAUCAAGCGGUAACAGUAGCCCACCGCCCACGCCGACCGCCUUAACGGCGCAGAGGCUUAGCGAAGUGAGUGUCAAAGAUCAGCCGAGUCCGACGUUACCGUCGCAAUUAAUGCCUUUGACACCCGGCGCUUUUCGAUCGACUACCGCCAAUGCGGCCAGAGAGUUCUUCCCCAGUGACUCGUCGGAACCCAACACCAAUGGAAGACUGCUCUGGGACUUUCUUCAGCAAUUGCUGAAUGACCCCCAGCAACGGUACCACAAUUUCAUUGCGUGGAAGAGUCGGGACACCGGCGUUUUCAAAAUCGUCGAUCCUCCCGGUCUGGCACGACUUUGGGGCAUCCAAAAAAAUCAUCUUUCUAUGAAUUAUGAUAAGAUGAGCAGAGCUCUACGUUAUUACUAUCGCGUGAACAUACUUAGAAAGGUUCAAGGCGAACGACACUGUUAUCAAUUUCUGCGUAACUCAGUCGAGUUGAAAAACAUCAAGAACAUAUCGUCGCUGCGCCAUCAAAUGCGAAUAAAAUCGGAACCGGAGGAAGAAGGGGCUCUCUCCGGGAGUCCCGAAACGGAACCGGAAGCGGACAUGCCGACGGAUCUCUCGAUGUCCAGUAUGAACCAGCCAUCGAGUGAGCAGCAACAGCAACAGCCCUUGCCACUGCACGAUCCACCUGCCAAGUACAGAAGUCAUGCGUACAACCUCGUUAAGACCAAUCAGGAGCCGGAAGAGAGGAAGUGACGCGGGACCUAGCGAUGGCAGGAAAGCUAUGAUCACGCGUAAUCGUUAAUCGCGCCGCGGCAGACUGAGAGCCGGCGGUGAAACGAACUCUAUGUAACAAAGGUUCCAUAUCGACAACUGAUCGACAGAUUGCAGGAUGAAAUUGAAGAUUGAGUGAGCAUCCACUCUGUCCGGUUCAUCGAUUUGUUGAUAAGAAGGAGAUAUCCGCACGAAGACGCGAAAGUCUUCAAGACGGCAGAGAACAGAUGGAAUCCGAAAAGCAUAACUCGUUGACAAGGUUUAGAAGGACAAGAUAAUAAUGAGAUCUAAUCGAGAUAAUUAGUGGUGAUUGAUGGAGAGAAGUACGAGAAUGAUUCGGAAUUUUGUCAAAUGCAAUCGCGAUUAAGUUAAAGGACUCUGGAAACACGACGAUUCGAAUGUACGAGACUUUCUAGAGAAUAUCCGUCAGAAUAGAGGAAGACGAGCGAUUUUUCUCGUUUAUCCAAUUCACAGAGACAUUGACGUUCCAAAGAUAAUUCUUGAGGAAUCAAGAAAUUAGAUUUUCUGUGCUUUUCUUUGUCUGUCGAGGACAGGUUAAAGUUGCAAUCACACAAGAAUACUCUCCAUUUUCGUCAUGACGUCAUGUACGAAUGUGAUAAGGAGCGCGGGAAGAGAGCACGUUUUGGCAAUACCAUCUCUAACGGUGCAAAUCGGAUAACGAAAUUCGCCUUCCGUCCUCACACGGAUUCGCGUUGAAUCGUUGUGCACCGGAGAUAAUGAUAGACGCUUCGAUCUCUGAAGCUGAAUCUUUGCGGAUAUUCCGCCCUAUCCUCCUUUUUCGCUUCCCUCGUAACUGGGCGAACCACCCAUGCGAAUUGUUGGGCAAUUUCCUUUCCGCUUUUACAACGACGAGAUGUGUACGGACUUAGAUGCGCUUAACAGCAUACAUACAAUGAUUCAAUGUACAAAGAAUGCCAGAGGGAGAACUGUUACCAGGUCUUUCCUUUCUUUAACGUCUCUCUUUUUCUUUUCUUAAUUUUAAGCAUGUGUUCUGUGAUGUGACUUUAUUUUUGGUGAAACUUAGUCCGCGAAUAAGGUCGAUCCCAAAGAGAGAGAGAGACUACCUGAUUUGAGACGUUCGUGUAAAUUCAUCACAGAAAAGUUACGUUACAAACGUUUCCAUGAAGUUUCCGAAGAGUAUAAAGAGCUUGACAAAAUCUUUCCACGGCAGUUCAAUAAGAUUUUUUAUGUAUAUCGACUCUAUAAAGCGAGUCCUAGAAGAGAGAUAUUUAACUGGAUUUUCUCAAGCUCUUGUGCACUGAAACGGUUUUCCGUUACUUUGACGUAUUUGUGCCAAGAAUAUUUGCCGUUUAAUAAGUGGACGAUAUUUAGUUAUAUGUAUUUAAUGGAUCGUUCAAAAAAAAAAAAGAAAAAAAACUCGGUAUAUCACAAUUUUGGAACCAAGUAUUGUAUCGCUCGCGCUCGAUCGCGUUAUAUGAAAUAAACGCAUUGUAACCGAGUGCCGUAUAAUCGAUUAUGUAUUGUAGAUGUACAUGAAUUAAUGAAUUGAACUAAUGAAUU